AGACGGCACAUUGAUUGGUCUGCUCAUUCUCCCAGACCAAGUUGACUAAUCUAUAAAUUCUAGCGGACGUACCAUGCGUCUUGCUAUCUCAACCACGAGAAUCCCCCAUUCAUUGAUUAACCGCUGAUUAUUGUAUAAUGGGGAUACCAUAUCUUGAAAAUCAAAUGCAGGAAGAUGGCCCUAGGGCCAUUUCCCCACCAUCAGCAGUGCGUGGUACAUUCCAGCGGCUGUGGGAGCUCAUUCCCGGGAUCCGCAGCAAGACUUCAACACCUAGUUCGACAAGUUGCUUCCUUCCCGAGACGACGUCAGAGAGGCGACAAGUGUCGGUUGCAAAACAGUCCCUCGAGAGAGAUGAACACCUUGCCGAACAUCUCCCUAAGAUCCCCAGCCAGUACGAUGACCAAAACGAACCAUGUGCUCCACAGAAAACCGUCCUAUACCUCGCCUACGGCUCAAACUUGGCCUCGAAGACCUUCCGGGGGAUGCGAGGUAUCAAACCCAUCUCUCAGAUCAAUGUCAUCGUGCCCGAGCUACGAUUGACUUUCGAUCUCCCUGGAUUACCAUACCUAGAGCCUUGUUUCGCAGCGAGCCAAUUCUGCGACACCUCAGGCAAACGAACGAAUACAGACAAUGGCACGCACAAUGGGUUGGAUGAGGAUAUAAUAUCAGAAAGCACAACGCUCAUCCCACAGAAAGAGCCCGAUUAUUUGCCCGACAGUCCUCUGAUUGGUGUCGUGUACGAGGUCUCCCUUACCGAUUACGCUCGCAUAAUAGCGACAGAAGGAGGCGGGAACGGAUAUAAGGAUAUCGUUGUAGACUGUUAUCCAUUCCCCAAGUCUUACGAUCCUGCCGACCCCAUCCCUGCCUGUCCAGAAACUAAGCCGUUCAAAGCACAUACCCUACUCGCCCCUGAAACGAACAUAGAUGAGUUGUCUCGGCGCGCCCAUACACAACGAACGAGCUCGUUUUACCCACGAUCUGGCCCCAUUGUACGAAAAUCAGGCUAUCCUCAGCCGUCUGCUCGCUACCUCAACUUGAUCAUGACAGGGGCUGUUGAGCAUAAUCUCCCUACCUCGUAUCGGGCGUAUCUUUCUCGGGUACAGACGUAUCGUAUCACGACUGUUCGUCAAAAAAUAGGCAAGGUGAUAUUCGUAGUAGCCUGGGGCCUGCCUAUGCUUUUGAUACUCAGUCUCUCAAGGGUGCUCGCCGGUGCGGAUGGUCGCAGUCCGCAGUGGCUGAUGAAGCUGUCGGACAUCAUGUUAACCACGAUGUGGGGUUCGUACGAUAAUAUAUUUUUCCCACUUUUCGGAGAUGGUGAAAGAACUAUAGAAAGAGAAGGGUGAUUGAAUUUUCAGCUCAUGUAUAGCCAAGACAAGUCGGUGGUAAAAAAAGAAAAAAACCAAUACAUUAAAUACAUUUUCAGAAACUCUUUUGCUAAGUACCUGCCCAUGGAACCGUUCAACUGUCUUUGAAGUGCAGUAAUGACAAAUGCCGAGGCAAUAUUGUCCCGCUUCGGACAAAAUGGUCUACCGCAUGAUGAAACAAAGUCCAUGUAUGGAAGUAGACAAAGGAAAUA
Aspergillus alliaceus is the source of this 1576-nucleotide messenger RNA. RefSeq lists its product as uncharacterized. Gene Ontology annotation, molecular function: gamma-glutamylcyclotransferase activity. Bases 138 to 1343 code for a protein of 401 amino acids. The record is from RefSeq and is a predicted model, not a curated record. The transcript has a single exon. Lineage: Eukaryota; Fungi; Ascomycota; Eurotiomycetes; Eurotiales; Aspergillaceae.